CCCUGCUUCCGCUUUUGCUGUACUGACUCCUUCUGUCUGUAUACUAGGCCAUGGACGUCAUCUUAAACAUCCAGCGCUAUUCUUUUUAAUGUAAAAAGAUUUACAAGUGGCCAGAGAGAAAAGAGGGGCAGGAUCUGGAUCUGUUACCGUAUCUGGCUGAGGGUUGUAGGCCGGUUAAUGCAUAGAGUAAAGAAGGUUAAACUUGAAGACGAAACUGAAGGUAGUCGGAAAAGAUUGGCCUGGAAGCAUUGAUCUUAAGUGUUCAGUUUGGCAGCUGUCAGGAUGACCGCAGUGGACGAGCUCUCAGACAGCACUGAGGUGGUGGAGAUGGAGGACGCCCCCAGCCAGUUCUUUGUGGAGAAGCACUCGUGGGACGGCCUGCGGGACAUCAUCCACAGCAGCCGCAAGUACUCAGGGAUGAUCGUCAACAAGGCGCCACACGACUUCCAGUUUGUACAGAAGAGAGAUGAGUCGGGCCCCCACUCUCAUCGGCUCUACUACCUCGGAAUGCCCUAUGGGAGCAGGGAAAAUUCACUACUUUACUCUGAAAUUCCUAAGAAGAUCAGAAAAGAGGCUCUCUUGGUGCUGUCCUGGAAACAGAUGCUGGAUCACUUUCAGGCGACGCCGCAUCAUGGUGUCUAUUCAAGAGAGGAAGAGCUUCUGCGAGAAAGGAAGAGGCUGGGCGUUUUUGGGAUAACGUCUUACGACCACCAUGCAGAGAGUGGGCUUUUCCUCUUCCAGGCCAGCAACAGCCUUUUCUACUGCCGUGAUGGCGGACAUAAUGGCUUUAUUCAGGGAUCCCCAAUGAAGCCAGUGGAGAUAAAGACUCAGUGCUCAGGGACGCGGAUGGACCCCAAAAUCUGUCCAGGGGAUCCAAGCUUCAUAGCCUUCAUCAACAGCAAUGACCUAUGGGUGGCCAACAUCGAGUCAGGGGAGGAGAAAAGGCUCACCUUCUGUCAUCAAGGUCUGAAUAAUGUAAAGAAUGACCCAAAGUCUGCAGGUGUGGCCACAUUUGUGAUCCAGGAGGAGUUUGACCGCUUCACUGGGUACUGGUGGUGUCCAGCUGCCCCUGAAGACUCGGACAGGGGCAGAACUCUGCAGCUGUUGUACGAGGAGGUGGACGAGUCUGAGGUGGAGAUCAUCCACGUGCCAUCACCGGCCCUGGAGGAACGCAAGGCAGAUGCUUACAGAUACCCUCGCACUGGCAGUAAAAAUCCCCAAAUCACCCUCAAACUGGCAGAGAUAAAAACUGACCAUCUUGGUAGGAUCGUGAGGACUCAGGACAAAGAGCUGGUCCUGCCCUUCACUACGCUGUUUCCUGGUGUGGAGUACAUUGCCCGGGCUGGCUGGACCAGAGAUGGAAAAUUUGCCUGGGCUGUCCUCCUCGAUCGGAGCCAGCAGAGGCUGCAGUUGGUUCUGCUGCCCCCUGCGCUCUUCAUUCCUGUCACAGACGAGCCCAUUCAGCGCCAGGAGAAAGUUGAGGCAGUCCCUGACAGCGUCCACCCCUUCGUUAUCUACGAGGAGGUCACUGACAUCUGGAUCAAUGUUCAUGACAUUUUCUACCCAUUUAUCCAAACGAAAGACGAUGAGAUUACCUUUCUCUGGGUGAAUGAGUCCAAAACGGGCUUCUGUCAUCUAUACAGAAUCACAUCUGUGUUACAGCCUGGCUGCUACCAGUGGUCCAGAUGUUACACACACACUGAGGGCGAUUUUAAGUGCUCGAUAAAGGAGGAGCUGACCCUGACCAGUGGGGAGUGGGAGGUGCUGGCCCGUCAUGGCUCGAAGAUAUGGGUCGACGAAGCCACCAAGCUGGCAUACUUCCAGGGCACAAAGGACACUCCUCUGGAGCACCACCUGUAUAUGGUCAGCUACAGCUCCCCAGGCGACGUCGUGAGACUCACCAAGCCUGGCUUCUCGCACACCUGUUCCAUAAGUCCGAACUUCGACAUGUUCAUCAGCCAUUACAGCAACGUGAGCACUCCCCCAUGUGUUCACGUCUACAAACUCUUGGGCCCCGACAGUGACCCCUUGCACAAGCAGCCUGAGUUCUGGGCCAGCAUGAUGGAAGCCUCAAUUUGCCCUUCAGAUUACAUACCGCCAGAGAUUUUUGAUUUCCCGGGAAAAUCUGGCUUCCAGUUGUACGGAAUGGUGUUCAAGCCUCACAACUUGAUGCCUCACAAGAAACAUCCUACAAUCCUCUUUGUAUACGGAGGACCUCAGGUUCAGCUGGUGAAUAACUCCUUUAAGGGAGUCAAGUAUUUGCGGUUGAACACGCUGGCAUCCUUGGGCUACGCAGUGGUGGUCAUCGAUGGCAGGGGCUCCUGUCAGAGGGGCUUGAAGUUUGAAGGGGCUCUGAAGAACAGGAUGGGCCAGGUGGAGAUCGAGGACCAGGUGGAAGGUCUUCAGUUUGUCGCAGAGAAGUACAGUUUUGUGGACCUCAGCCGUGUGGCCAUCCAUGGCUGGUCUUACGGGGGCUUCCUGUCCCUCAUGGGUCUCAUUCACAGGCCCAACAUCUUCAAGGUGGCCGUCGCAGGUGCCCCCGUGACCGUCUGGAUGGCGUAUGACACUGGCUACACUGAACGCUACAUGGACGAACCGCAGAACAAUCAGCAAGGCUACGAGGCGGGAUCUGUGGCCCUGCACGUGGACAAGCUCCCUAACGAACCCAAUCGUUUACUAAUUUUACAUGGAUUUCUUGAUGAAAAUGUGCACUUUUUCCACACCAAUUUCCUGAUUUCACAACUAAUCCGUGCUGGGAAGCCUUACCAGCUCCAGAUCUACCCCAACGAGCGGCACAGCAUCCGGUGCCCAGAGUCAGGAGAGCAUUAUGAGAUUAUGCUGCUGUACUUUCUCCAGCAAUACCUCUGAGGGUCUCCCUCGCUGGGCACGGGGGGGUGGGGAUACCCCUGCUCCUUCCCCCCUACGCCUGCAGCGCUGCACCUCCUCAUACCUCCUCCUAACACGGUCCAGGGCCGCGACGGACGGCGCCCAGCCGCCCGCUCUUCACCGUGAUGCCACGCCCCCCCCCACUGCGUGACCCUAGUGCUCGUCUCCUGGCGUCUCGCCCCUUUGGUGGAAAGAGGCCUUUUUCUAAGUCCGCCUUCUGAUCCACCAGAAGGCUUUCAAGCCCAGUUUAUAGACUGGAGGAUGAAGAACGGAAGAAGGACAAACACAGUAAUGACUUACUAGUAAUUUAUAAAUUAGAAAUGUGCCACAACUGCUAUCUGGUAUCAUUUCUUGUUUUGUUAUUUUGGUUUUUUUGUGGAAACUGGUUUUGUUUUGCUGCCCCGCAUGACAUCGAGUCAGUCUGCACAGGUGGCACGCGGCAGGGCAGUCACGCAAACACAAGUACACUCUUGCCAACUUUUCACAUCAUCUGAUAUGUAUCUUUUCCCUUUGUUUUUUUUUUUUUAAAGCUGUUACGCCUCAAAACACCGUUUCACGUUUUGUGCGCUAAAUGUUUGGUUGUGGUGGGGUGUGGGUUGGGGCGGUAGUGAAAAUGGUUUAUUAGUGAUUGCAACUGCCAAGUACUACCUGCACCCAGUAUUUUAAGUGUGUAUUAUUAAAAGAAAAUAUUUUUAUGAACUCUUAUUCUUUUAUAAUGAGUAGAAUAUGUAGCAGCUCAUUAAAGUACUGCAGUCGCGCUUCUUCCCUUCUAUAGUCACCUGCUGCUGAUGCAGCAUUUCAGUCUCUCUGCACGGGGAUGCAGGCCUGCAUACUAUAGAUGCAUAUUUCCGGGGAUGCGGGCCUGCAUACUAUAGAUGCAUAUUUCCGGGGAUGCGGGCCUGCAUGCUAUAGAUGCAUAUUUCCGGGGAUGCAGGCCUGCAUGCUAUAGAUGCAUAUUAAUGGGGAUGCAGGCCUGCAUACUAUAGAUGCAUAUUUCCGGGGAUGCAGGCCUGCAUGCUAUAGAUGCAUAUUAAUGGGGAUGCAGGCCUGCAUACUAUAGAUGCAUAUUUCCGGGGAUGCAGGCCUGCAUGCUAUAUUCCUGGGUUCCUGCGCCUGAUCGUUGGUGCUUGAGUGUUUUAAAAAUUGACCGUGGCAUAACGUUCAAAGAACUAUCAGAGGGAUGAUUCACAAUGCAUGCACGACCUUUGUCUGUGGCUGAAUGUCAGCGACACAUCGGAUGUUAACGGGAAAAUUACAGAAAAGUUACCUAAAGCCGGCAGCCUUUGCUGCACAAUGCUCUCCUCACAAAUGUUUAUGAAAAUAUAAGAUCCUGUUUUUUUUUUGUUUAUUUUUUUUUGCCCUUCUCAUUUUCUUUCUAAGUUCUGCAUGGAUCUCACAGUGCCUUUUAUAGGUGACCUUGAAGCAUGGAUGGUUUUUAUUUCAGGAGCGCCUUUGUGCCGUUAAAACACAAGUGUGUGGCUUUGGAGCAUUGCAUUAUGGGCAAAUGGGGAAGCCUCAUUUAGUUACAUUUGUAACUCUUUUUUUUUGUCCCCUUACAGAAAGGUCUUUUAUUCUGACUGUUCAUCAAUGUCUUGUGCCUCUGUUGUUCAUGGUAAGCGUGUGUGAAGUCUGUCAUUGCUGCUGUUUGAAUCUUUGGGAAUUAAGAUCGGGUUGGUUUUAAAAUAAACUGCUAAGGAUGAAGGCUCUCCCCCCUCAGUUGAAAUGCUGUAUAGUUUGACGUCCAAAAUCAGGUGUUAUUUAAUAGAGUUUAAAUGCUCCAUGAAGUUUUACAUUUUUUCCUGUAGGACAACAUUCAUUCUCCCUGCAUCUGUUACGUUUUUGAGGGGUUGGGUGCAUUUUUUGUUGGAGGGUCUGAAUUGCUAAUUAAAGUGGGGUCCAAUGAGCCGAACCUGGACUCUGCAAUGGCAGUGCUGUCCAAACCAAGACCACAUGGAGGAAAGACAGAUUUGUGGUUCAGGUUUGUGUCCUCGCCGUAUUUGAUUUUGCAAACUAAAACUGAAAACACUCCCCCCCAGGUCCUUAUCAUAUAUAAUGUAUCAAAGUAUGUGCACCUUUGUCCUGCAGCAAACACUUAUGCAGCAUAUCCAUAAAUCAGGCUGUUUGAGAACGUCGCAGGUGCUGAGCAGAUUAGCUACCUAUGGAAACUGUAACAGAUGUGUCUUUAAAUGACUUAUGUUCCCUUGGAACAUCAUAAUGUGUGUGUUGCUCUUGAACGUCGGCCAAGGCGUCAAUCUGAUAAAAGCAUAUGGCUGCCGGCACAGCACAGGCUGGGUUUGACGCCACUCUGCCGCUGUGCAAAGAUCUGCUCAGAACAACAGUGUUUGACUGCUGGCUUAUGGCUGUGCGUGGAAACUACUGAGAGAGUGAUGUUACAACACCAGGUGUUGAUGAAUUAUGAAAUGCAUAUUAGAUCUUUUUGCGAUUCAGGUAGACCUCUGUCAUGAUUUUGUUGUGAUUUCUUUCCUCUGCCAGAUUCUGCGUAUGAUUUGUCUGUUUAUUGUCUGCUUGAGUCUAACUUUAGUUUUUGUCUGGAACAGUUUUUGAUGGAAUGGUUCUGAAGAUGGUGUCGCAAUGUAAAGCACUUAUAUGAAAUUUAGUAAUGCACAAACAGCUAGGUAGAAACGUGAGUUUCUUUUAAAGCGGUCCAGUCGUAUGAAGCCGUGUUUGAAUGACUUGGCUUAUUUCCUGAUGAGGUAUAAACCUUAAACGCUUGUAGGCUGAGCUGUGGAAUGGUGAAUAUGACCAAGGGAAACAUCUGAGCUUCUUCUCCUGUAGCUGGGCUUGCAUGCUGUAUGAUGCUAUUGGCAUUGUGUGUUAAGCACAUCUGAUUGUCAUAUUGCAAGCACUGUGACGGUCAGCUUUUCUCAGUCAAUAAGCUCCGCUAAAACAUUUUCAUAGGAAACAAGAUGUAGCUGGCUUUGCAAUUUUAAUAAUUGUUCAUUUCCAAAAUUAUCUAGUAUAUGUUUAAAAAAAUGUCCGGUGUUUUUGUGUGAACUCUGCUCUCCGAGUCGUCAGUCAUAAACAUUUUCAUUCUU
This is a messenger RNA of Paramormyrops kingsleyae, 5942 nucleotides long. RefSeq names its product dipeptidyl-peptidase 9 (gene dpp9). Gene Ontology annotation, molecular function: serine-type peptidase activity; dipeptidyl-peptidase activity. The record is from RefSeq and is a predicted model, not a curated record. Lineage: Eukaryota; Metazoa; Chordata; Actinopteri; Osteoglossiformes; Mormyridae. Gene Ontology annotation, biological process: proteolysis.